AAUGAAGCAGUCCUUUUAAAUCAAAUCAGACAUGUAUUUAUUAUUAUAUAGUUGUGAGAUAACUUUGCUUUAAAAUUGUAUUCCUGGGGUCCAGUUCAGUUGGCAAAAGUUCCAUUAUUAAGAGAUUCCUCAAAAAUGAAUUUGCAAUGAAAUCGAUGAGCACUGUUGGAGUUGCAUGUGUAUUACAUAUAGAUUACCCAAGGAAUCGAAAGUAAUUACUAUACACAACCAAUAAGUAAAGGUGCAAUUGUGGGACACCGCAGGACAAGAGAGAUAUAGAUCCCUCACAAAGAAUUACUAUAGGAAUUGUGAUGCCAUGGUGAUUGUCUAUGAUGUUUCAAGUAUGAAAAGUUUCAACUAGGUGAAUGGUUGGAUUGCUGAUUUCGAAGAGUAUUCAAUUGAUUCAUCCCACUAGCAAAUGUGAAAGACCAGCAAUUAAGAUGUUGCUAGGAAACAAAAUAGAUCUGAAUCGAGAAGUGGGAAUUGAAUUGGGUAAGAUCCUCUCCCAAAAACAGAAGCUAUUAUUCCAAGAAGUAUCAGCAAAAUAGAAUACCAAUAUUGAAAAUGCAAUGAUAAAAUUGAUCGAAAUUUUGAUUCAAACAAGAUAAAUUGAUUCUGGGGGCAAAGUAAUCAGAAGGGGAUCUCUCUUUGAAAGUAAAUCGAGCAGCGGAGACAUGUCCUUCAGUGGGAUGAGCAAAUCAACAAGGCCUGUUUCUUAUAAGCCCCCAGAAAAGGAUGUGUCGAGUUCUGAUACUUCUAAAGUAUAGGCAAUUAGGGCUGGAGGUGAAAGUUCAUAAGAAGAAUCACCCUUUACUUCUGGGCCUCUUCUAUAAUAGACUUCUCCUCCGACUAUAAUUGUGACUCCGCCUGAUGAUGCUCUUGUUGCCAGCCAAGAUGAGAACAAUAAUAUGUGGUUAGGUGUUUCGAAACAUAAAAAGUAAUCCCAUAGUGUGAGUAUGCCUUUGAAAUUGGUUCAUCCCAGGGAAUCUGAAACAAUUAGGGAUGAGUAUUUUCUAAGACAAAAUGCCAAUCAGAGUUGUUUCUGUUCUUGUUGAUUAUAUUAAAUUCUCUAUUAAUUAAUUAGGAAAAAAAAAGAUUUAAAAAAUUAUUUUAAAUAAAAUGCCAAAGGGACAGACAACAACUACCUAAAAAGCAUAGAAGGCUGCCAAGAAUGCUAGAGUUGCUAAGAAGGUCAUCAGAGCUAGAACUCAUUUCCAAAAUAGAUUCCACACAGCCAAACCUUUGGCACUUGCAAGAAAACCAAGAUUCACCAGAUUGACCAGAUAAUUGAAACCCAUUACCAAAGGUUUAGAUUUCUAAAAUGUCCUCAAACACCCUCUUAUUACAGAAAAGGACAUGAAGAAGAUGGAAGAUGAAAAUACCAUGGUCUUCUAUGUCAAUUAAAAAGCAACAAAACCAUAAAUCAAAAGAGCAUUCUCUAAGAUCUACGAAGUCAAAGUGAGAAAAGUCAACGUAAUAUUUACAUGCCUAUAUUCAGAUCUUAAAUACCUUUGGUGGCAAAAAGAAGGCAUACAUCAGAUUGGGAGGUGAGAACGAUGCACUCAACUUGGCCAACAAAAUCGGAAUCAUCUGAGUGACAAAGUCAUUUUAUUGCAUAGUAAAAUAUAUAUAAAUAUACCUAUCAUUUCU
Paramecium octaurelia is the source of this 1650-nucleotide messenger RNA. The record is from the annotation of a GenBank genome assembly. Lineage: Eukaryota; Ciliophora; Oligohymenophorea; Peniculida; Parameciidae.